Molecule: messenger RNA, 3356 nt
Organism: Thecamonas trahens ATCC 50062
Lineage: Eukaryota; Apusomonadida; Apusomonadidae
Product: STE/STE11 protein kinase
Exons: 1
Coding region: 50-3340 (1096 amino acids)
Biological process (GO): protein phosphorylation
Molecular function (GO): protein binding; ATP binding; protein kinase activity
Source: RefSeq, a predicted model, not a curated record
GACUCUGUUUGGCGCAUCGGGCAAAGCGUUAAGAAAACGGGUGGCCGCGAUGGAAGCAAGUGGCCAGGGCCGGGUCGAUUGCGUGAGGCUCCCGGUCCCGCCAUCCAACACUACUGUCUCGGGCGUCCACUUUAAGAUCUGGUAUGAGGACCGAGUCCGCUCAUUCUUUGUGGCGGAUUGCGGCUCGACUAACGGGACGUGGUACGCCGAGCCUGCGCUGGCUGAGGAGCUCAAAGACUACCGCUUCCUCGGCGAUCGCUACGAGGACGCCGGCGCGCAGUGCGUCAUGGCGCUCAAGCCGCUCUCUUCGUUCAAGGCGGCAGACACCGUGUUUGUGGUGGAGGAUGUGAUUCUGCCGGCCGGUUUGGGGCUUGGUGCCACUGAGGCGCUUGACCUUGACGCCACAGCGUCGUCGACUGGCGGACGCGCGGCGACCCUACCCGAGUCGCGGCCUGUCGACACUGUCAUCCAGAUGCUACGCGGACCGCUCGCCGGCGCCCACUACGUCCGCGAGUUCCCACAGACCUACGCACUAGGGCGCGCGCCAGGCAAGCCCUCACUGCAUGCACCGGGCGCGGUCCCGGUUCUUGUCGAGACCGACGACCCACAUCUCUCACGCCACCACCUCAACCUGCGGUUCGUCACCCCACCCGAUGCUGCCGAGCCGGGCACGUACAUGGUCGACGUGCUCUCGACGACAUACUACUGCCGCAAGUUGGCGCUUGGCCGGAUCGAUGCGCAGCUCGACGCCCUGCCGUGGCGCCGGCUCGAGCCCGGGUCGUCCAAGCUCCUCCGCCACGACGACCUCGUCCGCGCCGGCUCGGUCAUCUUUCUGGUCACCUCGCACGCCGAAGUCCCGCGCAAGAUGGACCCGCCGUACCUGGUGGCAUCUUCGCCGUCGUCGCUCUUUCUCAAAUGGGAUCCGCCGCUGUCGCCGACCACCCUUCGCGGCUUUGUCCUCGCCAUCUCGGACGGGCAGCCUGGCACCGCCGCCGAAAAGUGGCGCAAGCUGUACGGCGGUCCACUGCGCGAGUUUGUGGCCCAGGGCCUCAAGCCCUCGUCGUACUACUGGUUUCGCAUCCAUGCCCGCAACUCGGGCGGCGACGGCCCGUGGUCCAAGGUCAUCCGGUUCCUCACCGUCGCCUCGGACGACGACGGCUCGGCCGGCAACCUCACGCCUACCGUCUCGCUAUCGAUGGCGUCGGUGGCAUCGCCGCUCGGCCAGCGGCGAAUCGCCUUUGGCCCCACAACUGCUGCGGCUGGGCCUCAUGACCCAGAGCCCGAGUCGGACGACGAUGCGACAGCAUCAGUGACGAUGACCGGGCCGAUCGGCGGUGGUGGCGGCGGCGAGUCGAGCGCUGCGCUCGACUCGAGUACCUUUACGCUCUCCACCAUCAAGGCGACGAUGGAGCCGGCGCUGCUGUCCUCGGGCAGCCUCCCUGCGUCCGACUCGGGCCGUGACGCCGUGACGCUCAUCCGCGAAGCACUGGCGAGCUCGGACGACCUGUCCUGGCGAGUCCGAUCGGUGCUCGGCGUUGGCGGCCAGGCCCGGGUCUACCUCGCGCACAUGGAGGCACCGGUCUCGAUGCCGGUGGCGGUCAAGGAGUACCAGCUCGCUGAGGGCGACACUUCUGGCCUCGCCGACGUGACCCACCGGAUCAAUGCCAUUCUGGCGACGUUGGACCACCCCAACAUUGUGCGGUUCUACGGCUCGGCAACGCGAGCGCAGGCCGACGCGGCAGUCACCGUUGUCCAUGUCUUUCUUGAGUACGUGGCCGGCGGCUCGCUCUCGCGGAUGCUUGCUGAUCUCAAGUCUGGCCUCUCUGAGCCAGACGCCGCACACUACCUCGGCCAGAUGGUUGCUGGCGUGGCAUACCUCCACCGGCACAGCGUGAUCCACGGCGAUCUCAAGCCCGACAAUGUGCUGCUCAAGGUCGACGGCCACCGGACUGUGGUCAAGCUUGCCGACUUUGGCGGUGCCUCGCUGCUCUCGGGCGCCGACCACACUUCCGCCUUUGUUGGCACGCCGCAUUUUAUGGCGCCCGAGGCCAUCCGCACCGAGACGGCUACGCCCGAGUCGGACGUCUGGUCGCUCGGAUGCACGCUGCUGGAGAUGCUGACCGGGCGCAUGCCGUGGUCGCACCUCAACAAGCAGGCCGCCAUUUUCUCGAUCGGCACCACGCUCUCGGGCCCCAGCCGGCCCGAAAGCCUCUCUCAUCCAGCCUCGCUCUUCCUAGACGCAUGCUUUGCGCUCGAUCCCGCAGCGCGCGCGUCGGCGACCGACCUGCUCGACCACCCGUUUGUGCUCGGAGGGGGCGACGCUGCCGAGUGCGGUGACGCUACCAACGCCAGCGCGCGGCGGGUGUCGUCGACAGCCGCUGCGCCAGUGGCGGACGUGGCCCGCAGCUCGGGAAGCCCGCCACAUGCGGGGAGCAGGCGAAGCUCGUCGCGGUCCCCGAUGCGAGCGUCGCACGGCCGCGGCUCGCCGUCUGGCGGCGCGUCGGACGUUGUCGCCUUUGAGGAGCUCAACGUGCUCGCUGCACACGGCGAGAGCGAGUUUGUGUGCGAGUGCCAGGACGGGACUGAGGUUGUGGUUCGCUUUCUCGGGCAGAGCGCGUCAGCGGAGACGCUGGCACGGGUCGAGGCCAUGGCCUCGAUGCGGCACCCAAACUGCAUUCUCUUCCGCGGCUCGUGCACCCGGCUUGUUGCAGGCACUGUUGCCACGGGCUACAUGGUCGAGUACAUGAGCUCGACACUCGCAAGUCUGGUCGCCGAGCCGGACUUUGGCUCGAGCUGCCCGCUGCUUGCCAAGCUGUUGCUGGUCAAGAACAUCGCGUCGGGCCUGUACUAUCUCCACGCACAGAAUGUGACACACGGUGCACUUGUUCCAUGGAACGUGCUCUACGACCCGCGGUCGCGGUCGUGCAAGGUCGGCGAGCUCGGCAGAGUCUCGCCGUUCUACCUCGGCUCGCAGCCCGACGCGGUCUGCGGCUCGCUGCAUCUCUACCUCGCACCAGAAGUUGCGCUCUUUGACGCGCUCACCCCGUCAGCCGACGUCUUCUCGCUCGGCGCCAUCCUCAUGCUCGUUGUCUUUGGCCUUGCACCCUACACCGGGCUUGACGCAUCCGAGCCCGGCGGAGCGCACACCUCGUCGCCACCGCACACGGCGCUGCUCACCCUCGCCUCGGACGCGGGCAUCGCCACCGCCUGGUCCGACAUCCAGCGCGCCUGCUGCGAGCUUGUUGCCGACUGCCUCGCCCUCAAGGCCUCUGCCCGUCCGCCCAUCGAGGAAGUGGUCCGCAAGCUCAAAGCGCUCGUCGCACAGGGCUACGCCUCGUAAACGCUUUCUCGGCGCA